GUCCGUGAUACGAAAUAUAUCACAGCACUCGAAAACACGGCCAUAUUUGUUCAUGUAGCGGUCACGGGCAUGUCAUUUCGUCAUGUCUGUCAGCGCUUUCAGCAUAGUUUGGACACCAUCAGCAAAAUAUUCUACACUGUCUUGAACUCGCUUGUUGCGAAAAAUUUCUAUUGGCAAUAUGUAUUCCUACCCCCAGACGAAACACCUUCCGCUAUCCGUGACGAUCCCAAGUUUUAUCCCUUUUUCAAGGAUGUCUGUGCUGCUGUAGACGGUUCACAAUAUGGUGCAUAU
Molecule: messenger RNA, 291 nt
Organism: Stereum hirsutum FP-91666 SS1
Lineage: Eukaryota; Fungi; Basidiomycota; Agaricomycetes; Russulales; Stereaceae
Exons: 2
Source: RefSeq, a predicted model, not a curated record